CAGUAUCGUCGUGUCCAUCGAGGGAGUCGGUUCGUGACGAGUUUGGUAUUUCUUGAACGGAACAAAAGUUUGGAACAACUCAAUUUAUGACGAAAAUUCGAUUCAAUUCGUGAGAAGAUUGAUCGUAUAUAAUUUGUUUUCAUUGUUGUAUUUGUAAAAAUUUACCUGUAACAUAAUGAUAGUACCGCGUUCCUUCAACGACAAGGGCUAGCCUUGCCCUUGAAACGGCAGCCGGAGUUUCGAGUGGCCGAUACAGCGUAACGCGCACGACGACGUUCCAACCAGCUGUGCUCCGGAAUCGCGAAUCGCGUGUGUGUUGUGUUCGACGUUUUUUCUUGUUUAUCUUUUUACGUGCGAGUUUCUCCUUAUACUUGUCUUCUAUAUUCAUUCACAUUACCGUGAUUCGUGACAAAAGAAGACAGUCGUUGCCGGUUUCUUACGUAUUGCUUUUGUUGGGCUUGUUUAGUGUUUAUUGGUGAGAAUCUACCGGGACGAUAGGAACAAAGGGACGGAGCCAACAGUUGUGAAAGGGCAACAGAGACAGAUAGAGUGAGAGAGAGAUAUCGUGGUGUAUCGAUCGAGAGUGGAGCUCGCAGUUGACGUCACAAAAUCCAGAGGGAAUUAGAGCGUGCACCGCGGGACCAGUUGAAAUACGAAAAAGAAAAGAGAAAAGGAAGAGAUUCGUCGAGAGAUUGACACGAAACCGGAAAGAGAAGAAAGCGGAGAGAAACCAAAAGGAAGAGUGGAAAUUCGACCAAGAGAACAGGUGUACCGACGGAGGGCAUAGAAUGCAGCGAUACGAAGCGCGGUGCUCGUCCGCGACGAGGCGAUGAGAAGGCUGAAUGGAGGCCGAGGAAGCCUCAGAGCCCCCUGGGGCUCCGACGAAUCUUCCCUCAGAGAAGCGCAACAAGAUGAACCGUAGUCGCACACCGCAUUCAUUCUAAAUCAUCAACUAAUCCUUUGCAACUUGUACAAAAUUGCAAUUAAAAUAUAAACAAUUAAUAUUGUCAACCAACGAAAUCAAUCAAAACUCUCGAUCCAUCUUGGAGAACGAUUUUGAGAAGAAAAUACGCGCUUUUACAUAUCUGAACAGGGCGAUCGAUCAUUAGUUUAGAAAAAUUCAAACAACAGAGCUGUUCACGAACACGGCCUCUGAUAUAUUUCCUAUCCAGACGCACAAAUCACUUCGAACCAGGGAAUAUGUGUUUGAUAUGAACGUAAAUCUGAAAGAAAAAUCUAUUAGCCAAGAGUUCUGAGCAACGAAGUGUAAUUAGGAUCGUUUGGUUUAACUCUUAUUAAAUAAGAAAGAAACAAAAAUCAUUUGGAAAGAUGGCUGCACCGGUGAUAGAGAAGAAACGAUUCUUCUGCCGCGAAUGGGCGUUCACCAAAUUGUCCCAUUGCUUGGAGCAAAGGCCAGCCUCGAAAACUUGCGGUGUUCUGGUCGUCGGUGGUCCAGGAAGCGGAAAAACUGCGUUCAGUGCGGAAUUAGCUUGGCCGUCGGCCGGUGCCAAUGCCAGACAUCAGAGAUCUUUGAACAGGAGAUUAUUGGCCAGGCACUUUUGCCAAGCUAGGAGCGAGGCAUCCUUGUCACCAGCACAAUUCGUCAGAUCUCUGGUUGCUCAGCUUCUGCAACCCGGUUCGGAUGGAAUUCACAGGGUGUCUUCGAGCUCUCCAAUACCAGGAAGCACAACUACCACCAAUGCCACAACGGUACCAUUAACAUCGAGGGAAAUGGUGGCAGAAGCAUACGCGGAAAAGCUUAGAACCGACCCAGAAAUACAGGCCGCCCUGCAACCAGAUGUUCUUGACAGAGACCCCGACGACGCUUUAAAGAAGGCACUACUGUUUCCUCUGCUCGAGUUGGAACCACCAAAAAAUUGUCUGUUUCUGUUAGUCGAUUCCAUCGACGAGGGGCAAACUUUGGAUCUCCCACAGACCGGUACCAGAGACUCAAGAAGGGAAAAUGAUAACGUCAGUAGAACGAUUGCCGAAUUGUUGGCUAAUCAUCAUCACCUGUUCCCUCAAUGGUUGCUGUUGGUUUGUACCGCUCGGCGUCAGAGCAAACCGAUCUCGAGGAUGUUCAGCGGCUUCCGGAAAAUCCCUUUGGAUGAUUUAAGGAAAUCGUUAGUGGUCAGAGACAUUCAACAGUAUAUUCUCGCUCGGUUGGAUCAAGAAGAUGCGCUCAGGCAGCACAUCUCGCGCGACACAGCCGAGAUGCUAAACCAGCUGCACAUCAAGAGCAACGGCUGUUUCCUGUACCUGGAGAAAGUUCUGGACGGCGUGGCCGAGAACUUUAUCGUGCUACGCGAGGUUCGCGAGAUACCAGGAACCCUGAACGGUCUCUACCUAUGGCUGUGUCAAAGACUCUUCAGUAGAAAGCAAUUUGCCAAAGUUCAACCUUUGCUAAACGUGAUACUGGCCGCGAAACUACCAAUCACGCAGGAGAUACUCUACAAAUGCGUAAAAACGGCAUGCACGAGUAUCACCAUAGAAGACUUCAACAGGCGUUUGCACCUUUUGCGCAGAGUCAUCUCUGUCUCCCGUGCAGGAGCGUUGAUGUUAUUCCAUCAUAGUUUCGCAGAAUGGUUGCUGGACGUGAAACAUUGCACGCAGAAAUAUUUAUGUUCCGCUAUUGAGGGUCACGCAAUGUUGGCCGCUUAUUAUACCCUUCGUGGGCCGGAAUUAAACGCCGACGAGAUCUGCGUGUUAGGACAACAUCUGCAACGAGCCAUAACGAGUAUAGCUACCACAAAUUGUAACCUGGAUGUGCACACGCUUCAAGUGGUCUGGAUGGUGGGCAGUGGAGCACCUAUAGAAGACUGUUACCUGGACAGUUCUGAAUGCAUUCUUUGGCCCAGGCAAGAGGUGAAGUUGUUGAAGUUGUUGAUCGAUGCCGGAGCCAAACCAUCCGAGAAAAUUGUCGAAGACGAUGCCAAUAAGGAUGCUGUCUCUUCUAGUCAAGUCUCGCAAGAUGUAAGCCCUAUGGAUGAAUCUCCCAGCGAACCAUUAACGGAACUACUCGGCGAAAGCGGGGACAUCAAUCAAGCUGAUUCUUGCGGACGAACAGUACUGCACACGCUUGCUGCAGAUGGUAAUGCAUCUCUGCUGGAGCUGGCUCUAGCGACGUGUCCACAGGCAAAGUUGGAAGCUACUGAUCGUCACGGUCAAACACCUUUGAAUCUUGCUGCCAGGCAUGGUUAUGCGGAUGUGGUACGAGUUCUGUUGGCUGCUGGGGCUUGUGCGGAUCAUGCAGACUGCGAUGGAUGGACAGCCCUCAGGGCUGCUGCCUGGGGUGGACAUACUCAGGUAGUCGAAAUGCUGCUGGAACACGGGGCAAUGGUGGAUUGCGCCGAUUGGGAUCAACGAACCGCGCUCAGAGCAGCCGCUUGGGGUGGCCACGAGGACAUCGUUAAAGCGCUUCUACAGCACGGCGCCGACGUGAACAGAACAGAUGACGAGGGUAGAACCGCCUUAAUUGCCGCUGCUUACAUGGGUCACAGCGAGAUCGUCGAACAUCUUCUAGACUUCGGCGCGGAGAUCGAUCACGCCGAUAACGAUGGAAGGACUGCACUCAGCGUUGCUGCCCUCUGUGUCCCUUCCAAUCAUGGCUAUGCAAAAGUAGUUACGAUUCUAUUGGAAAGAGGAGCUGCAGUCGAUCAUCAGGAUAAGGAUGGUAUGACACCAUUGUUAGUGGCUGCAUUCGAAGGACACAGAGACGUUUGUGAAUUAUUGUUGGAAUACGAGGCAGAUGUAGAUCAUUGCGAUGCUACGGGUCGCACACCUUUGUGGGCAGCUGCUAGUAUGGGCCAUGGAUCAGUAGUUGCUCUUCUCUUAUUUUGGGGAUGUUACGUUGAUAGCAUUGAUAACGAGGGCAGAACAGUUUUGAGCGUGGCUGCUGCUCAAGGUGGCACAGAUGUAGUGAAACAAUUAUUAGAUCGAGGCUUAGACGAGCAACAUAGAGACAAUUCAGGUUGGACACCCUUACAUUAUGCAGCAUUCGAAGGUCACAUCGACGUUUGCGAAGCACUACUAGAAGCAGGAGCCAAAAUUGAUGAAACUGACAAUGAUGGAAAAGGUGCACUAAUGUUGGCUGCACAAGAAGGACAUGCUGCAUUAGUUGAAAGACUGUUAGAACAGCAUGGAGCGCCAAUCGAUCAACAUGCUCAUGAUGGAAAAACUGCUCUCAGACUUGCAGCUUUGGAAGGUCAUUACGAUACUGUCAGAGUGCUAUUAGCUCAUAAUGCAGAUGUGAAUGCAAAAGAUGCUGAUGGAAGAAGCACUCUUUAUAUUCUUGCUCUAGAGAACAGAUUGGCAAUGGCACGAUUUUUGUUGGAGCAUGCCCGAGCAGAUGUGGAAAGCAGGGAUUCAGAAGGACGAACUCCUCUGCAUGUAAGUGCUUGGCAGGGACAUGUCGAAAUGGUAGCUUUGUUAUUAACAGAAGGUAGUGCCAGUGUAAAUGCUUGUGACAAUGAGAAUAGAACUCCUUUACAUUCUGCAGCCUGGCAAGGUCAUGCAGCCAUUGUCAGAUUGCUCCUUGAACAUGGAGCAACUCCUGAUCAUACUUGUAACCAAGGAGCAACAGCUUUAGGUAUCGCCGCACAAGAAGGUCAUGAACAUUGCGUACGAGCACUCUUAAAUCACGGUGCUGAUCCCAGCCACUCUGAUCAUUGUGGUCGAAAUGCUAUCAAAGUGGCUGCCAAAAGCGGCCAUGACACGGUAGUAAGACUGCUCGAAGAAUAUUCGGCUAAUCAACGAAGUUUAAGGCCUGGCAUCAAUGGAGGCGGAAGUAGUAGUGCUACUUCAGUAACAUCAAAUUCGACAGCAGAAACAAAACCAUCAUCCGCAAUUUUGAAUCCCCUUUCAACUCAAUAUAGUCCGGCAGAAUCGCCGGAUUCGACAAAAAGAAGAAGCUGCGUGUCUCUGGGAAAUAAUUCCAGCAACAGCAAAUCUAGUAGCAACCUGACCGGUAGCACGAAAAGUGAUCAAGGGAAAUUUAAUCAGAAUUCGAUGGUGAAUCAGGUAAUAAAAGUUGUAUUCUCAGAAACAUCUCGGCGAGAUACUGGAAUCCGUUAUUGCGGCUGGCGAAUCGUAAUCACCAAAAAGCGGAAGUCAAUAAAUAAAUUUUUCUCUUUUUAUUUGAGCAAAAUCAAAUUACCUCACAUGAAAAAAUAGAUUUAAAAAAUAAUAAGAAUUUCAGUCAAAAGGAAAAUAAUAAAAACAAAAAUUGCGUAAUAAAAUAAAAUAAAAAAAAACCAAAUAUUAAACAGUAUAGAAAAAUAUGUAGAUCUAGAUAUGUAAACUUUACGAAACGUGACUUUGUAUAAAUGUAACGUUAAUAAAAUUCUUUAUUGAUCUCAUAUACUUCAUAUAAACGAAAAAAAAA
Messenger RNA from Apis florea (little honeybee), 5383 nucleotides. RefSeq lists its product as uncharacterized. Gene Ontology annotation, molecular function: protein binding. NCBI's taxonomy places the organism in Eukaryota, Metazoa, Arthropoda, Insecta, Hymenoptera, Apidae. The record is from RefSeq and is a predicted model, not a curated record.